AUGGCUGAAGUUGCCAAGGCAGACAGGAAGAAGGAUCGAGUUCUCUCUGCUUUGGGUGGGAGGAUGGCGGUGCCUCCCAACAACUCCAAUGCAGAGGAAGAUGAACGCCCGACCAUGGAGCUCACUGGCCUGGUGCCCAGAGGAGUUAACAUGCAAGAUUUCCUGAAUGUCACGGACAUCCACCUGUUCAAGGAAAGCUGGGAUAACAAUAAACAGGAGCAUCACACAGACAAGUUCAUCAACAACAGGCUGAUUGUUCGACGAGGGCAGCCUUUCUGCAUCCAGAUCGACUUUAACCGUCCCUACAUUCCCAAUAGGGACCACUUCAGGUUGGAGUUUGUCAUAGGUCGCUAUCCGCAAGAAAACAAAGGAACCUACAUCCCUGUACCUUUGGUCUCCGAGUUGCAAAGUGAAACGUGGGGAGCAAAGAUCAUUUUGAAGGAGGACAGAACCCUCCGUCUGUCCAUCCAGUCUUCGCCGCACUGCAUUGUGGGAAAAUUCCGCCUCUACGUUGCUGUCUGGACUCCCUUUGGCAUCAUUCGAACACAGAGAAACCCAGAGACAGAUGUGUACAUUCUCUUCAAUCCUUGGUGUGAAGAGGAUGCUGUGUACCUGGAAGAUGAGAAGGAAAGGGAAGAAUAUGUCCUGAAUGACCUUGGAGUUAUUUUCCAUGGAGAAGCGACCAAUGUAAAAUCUCGGAGCUGGAACUUUGGCCAGUUUGAAGAAGGCAUUCUGGACGCUUGCCUGUACUUGAUGGACAAAGCGAAAAUGGAGCUCUCCGGGAGAGGGAACCCAGUCAAAAUCAGCCGUGUCGGAGCCGCAAUGAUCAACGCUAAAGAUGAUGAAGGAGUUGUCGUUGGAUCCUGGGACAACGUCUACGCCUAUGGCGUCCCGCCAUCAACCUGGACUGGAAGUGUUGACAUCCUUUUGGAAUAUCAUAGUACCAGAAGUCCAGUACAAUAUGGUCAGUGCUGGGUUUUUGCUGGCGUCUUCAACACCUUUCUACGAUGCAUAGGGAUACCAGCAAGAGUUGUCACUAAUUAUUUCUCUGCCCAUGACAACAAUGCCAACUUGCAAGUAGACAUCUUUCUGAAUGAAGAUGGGAAAACCAACACCAAAAUCUCAAAGGACUCCGUAUGGAACUAUCACUGCUGGAAUGAAGCUUGGAUGACCAGACCCGACCUUCCCGUUGGCUUUGGAGGCUGGCAGGCGGUUGACGGCACUCCGCAAGAAAAUAGUGACGGGAUGUACCGAUGUGGCCCCGCUUCUGUUCAAGCCAUUAAGCACGGUCAUGUCUGUUUCCCGUUUGAUGCGCCUUUCGUUUUUGCAGAGGUGAACAGUGACAUAGUUUACAUUCGAGUCAAACAAGAUGGAACCCAGGAAGUUGAAUGUGUUGAUGCUACCCAUGUUGGGAAAUUCGUCCUGACCAAACAGAUUGGAGGAGAUGGGCAGCAGGACAUUACCGAUCAAUACAAAUUCCAAGAAGGUCAAGAGGAAGAGAGGUUGGCCCUGGAAACUGCACUGAUGUAUGGAGCUAAAAAACCACUCAACACAGAAGGCCUAAUUGCAUUCAGGGAUGACACCGACAUGAAUUUUGAAGUGGAAAAUGUUGUACUCGGAAGAGACUUCAAAGUCACCAUCACGUUCCAGAACCACAGCCCGAGAAGUUACUCUGCCACAGCCUACCUCUCUGGCAAUAUUGUGUUUUAUACUGGAGUUGCACAGACUGAAUUCAAGAACCACACAUUUGAAGUGACACUAGAGCCCUUAAGCCGGAAGAAAGUGGAGGUGGCGGUAAAGGCAGGCGAGUACAUGAGCCAGCUGUUGGAACAGGCCUGUUUACACUUCUUCCUCACCGCCCGCAUCAAUGAAACCAAGAAGAUCCUGGCCAAGCAGAAGAGUGUGGUGCUGCAGAUCCCCAAAGUGAACAUAAAGGUCCAUGGAGAGAAGGUGGUUGGCUCCGAUUUGGUCGUGGAAGCCGAAUUCGUCAACCCUCUGAAACAAACCCUUCAGAAUGUCUCCGUGCACAUGGGGGGGCCAGGCGUCAUGAGGACGGCCAAACGGACAUUCAGAGAAAUUCUUCCCAAUUCUACACUGAAAUGGGAAGAAAUAUGUCGGCCUUGGACCCCAGGUUAUCGGAAAAUAAUAGCAAGCCUGAAUUGUGAUGCCAUCCGACACGUGUAUGGUGAGCUGGAACUGGAGAUCCAAAAGAAACCAUUUGUUUAAAUACGAGAGAAGAGGGGAACCCAGCAAAGGCUAAUGCUGUGCACUGUCGGCUACGAAAUGAUGAUGCUAAUUUGUAAGGCCAGCUCUUGUUUUAUCUUGUGAGUAAAUAGGGGGAACCCCGUGCUGAAG
Molecule: messenger RNA, 2355 nt
Organism: Tachyglossus aculeatus (Australian echidna)
Lineage: Eukaryota; Metazoa; Chordata; Mammalia; Monotremata; Tachyglossidae
Gene: F13A1
Product: coagulation factor XIII A chain
Exons: 14
Coding region: 1-2226 (741 amino acids)
Biological process (GO): blood coagulation, fibrin clot formation; peptide cross-linking
Molecular function (GO): protein-glutamine gamma-glutamyltransferase activity
Source: RefSeq, a predicted model, not a curated record